UGUUGUCUCUUGUCUGUCAUGUCUUAUGAUAGAUAUGUAGCAAUAUGCAAACCACUGCAGUAUGCAACUCAUAUGAAUGGCAAAUUCUGCCUCCAUCUAGCAGCAGGGUCUUGGAUCAAUGGGAUGGUGGCUAGUGCUAUAGUAACAUCUCUGAUGUCACGUUUAAUCUUCUGCGGCCCCAGUGAAAUUGACCAUUUCUUUUGUGAUUUCACCCCAGUGAUUAAACUCUCCUGCAGUGACACCCGCCUGAUCGAACUUGUCACUUUAGUCCUGGCCUCCAUAUUCACCCUGCCCCCAUUUCUAUUGACUCUCAUCUCCUACGUUUGCAUCAUCAUCACGAUCCUGAGAAUUCCAUCUACCACUGGGAGGCAAAAAGCAUUUUCCACCUGCUCCUCCCACCUCAUUGUGGUGACCAUUUUCUAUGGGACCCUGAAUAUUGUGUACCUGUCUCCAAAAAACCCCACUCUGAGAGACCUGAACAAAGUCUUCUCUGUCUUCUACACAGUUCUGACUCCUCUAGUCAACCCCAUCAUCUACAGCCUGAGAAAUAAAAAUGUCAAGGAGGAUUUGGCGCAUGUUAGGAGUGAGUGUGUGGCCUUGACAAGAGAUUAG
This is a messenger RNA of Gopherus evgoodei (Goodes thornscrub tortoise), 612 nucleotides long. RefSeq names its product olfactory receptor 476-like. Gene Ontology annotation, biological process: G protein-coupled receptor signaling pathway. Gene Ontology annotation, molecular function: olfactory receptor activity. NCBI's taxonomy places the organism in Eukaryota, Metazoa, Chordata, Testudines, Testudinidae. The transcript has a single exon. Bases 19 to 612 code for a protein of 197 amino acids. Gene Ontology annotation, cellular component: membrane. The record is from RefSeq and is a predicted model, not a curated record.